This is a messenger RNA of Syngnathus typhle (broad-nosed pipefish), 2072 nucleotides long. RefSeq names its product lymphatic vessel endothelial hyaluronic receptor 1b (gene lyve1b). The record is from RefSeq and is a predicted model, not a curated record. Gene Ontology annotation, molecular function: hyaluronic acid binding; transmembrane signaling receptor activity. Bases 1028 to 1960 code for a protein of 310 amino acids. Gene Ontology annotation, biological process: cell adhesion. Gene Ontology annotation, cellular component: plasma membrane. Lineage: Eukaryota; Metazoa; Chordata; Actinopteri; Syngnathiformes; Syngnathidae. The transcript is spliced from 6 exons.
ACCACCCUCAGUGGCCUUCGGGUCGGCCUGGAAAGAAGUCUGACCCCCUCCUGGGAAUCCGUGGUCCCGAAGCGCACGCCGCUCAUGGUGAGGGACUUACCAAGGCCGUCGUCGGACGAGCCGGACGAGCGCAGGUCCGUGUGGGAUUUGGCUCGGAGCGGCAUUUUCUUCCCCGGAGUGAGGGCUUGGCUUUUUAUGAUGGCUGGGUCAUCACCUGAGAUUCAUUCAAUAUUCAUCAUCAGGUAACAAGAGAAUACUUGGGACACCAGAGAACUUGAACUGUCCUCGUUGUAAAAGCGUCAUUAACCCCAAAGGCAUUGCUUUGAAUUCACACUUAAACUUUAUUACAAUCGUUUGUUUUUUUUUGGACAAUGCAAUGACCGAUUAAUCGGUCAAUUAAUUUUAAACAAUGUCUAGUGAAUCACUUCUUUUUGGUCCAAACAAUAAAAAUAUGAAUUACCUACAUUUGACUUUAACGAUACUUUUUCAUCUCGUAUAUAAUGUCACAACAGAGAGAAAAAUCGACCAGAAAAAAUCAAAUGUCUUGCGUAACAUCAACCGAUUAAUCGUUCAAGCCUCAGUCAUAUUGUUGGCAUUAUCACCAGAACGAUGCUUUUAAAAAGCUUCUGUGAGAAAAGUAUUUUGGUAGUCCUCCCAGAUGAACUUAAAGUGAAAGGAGCCCGGGAACAUUCCGCCGGUAAUUCCAGUUUUCCCAACAGACCUCUGGCGCUGACCAGGCACAAAAAUACCAGGAAAGAAAAAUAAAUUCCUGAUUUGGAAACACCGACUUUAUCAUCAUACUUUGAUGAUGUGCUUGAGCCGGAAACGAGUUUAAAACCAAAUUUGUGACAAUGUGUGAAACACAGCAAGACGGUUAGCCGUGGAGGUCCUGUCGGUUAUCUAGUUAAAGGGGCCAUGCUGCAGAUUUGACCUUCACUUCCCUUUUCCUCUCGUUAUCUGUCGGGUUCGCUACGUUGGAUUUUUUUUUGCCCGCCCCGUUGUCUUUUGUGUUCUGCCGCGAUACAACAUGGUGGUAGCGGUGACCGGUUCCUACAUGUUGACUUGCUUAUUGACGCUGACGCUCACCUCGGCGCUCCUCAAAGUCUCCAAAGGUCAGAGCGCCGCUGGGGUUUUCCUGCUUAUUGAAGGUGGAGGUUACACCUUCAACUUUACGGCUGGGCUCGCCGCUUGUCACUCGCGUCACGCCGCCAUGGCGACCGUUGCAAACAUGGAGGAGGCACUGCGACAUGGACUGCAGACCUGCAAGUUUGGCUGGGUGACGGAACAGGUGGCCGUCAUCCCGCGACUUACAGCGAGCGAUAAGUGCGGAAAGGGCAAAACGGGAUUGAUCAGGUGGAACGCCGGGACGGAUCAGGCUUUCGCCGUCUUCUGCUUCACUGCGACAGCCACCACACCAACGUCCAACUCUUCCACAACAUCAGCACCUUCACCAACUACAACGUCCCACCUAGUCCCUAUCUCCAGCACCACCUCUCCAUCUCUUACCCACCAUCCCUCCUCCUCCUCGGCCUCUUCAGCCCAUGCUCUUCCUUAUCAUGUCAUCACUUCAUGGCCCACUUCCUCUUCCUCCCGCUCAUCCUUCACCUCGACUCCGACUCAUGCUUCCAAUCAGCAAACCCAGAGACCCGUCAAGGCCCCCUUGAGAGUUGUUUGGAUGGUGUUCAUUGUCCUCGGCAUAGUAUUCCUAAUGGUAACAGUGGCCGGGGUGUCGUGUUACUACUACAAACUGAAAAGUGGGUCCUGUAGGUCCCAGGUCCUGCAGGGGGAUGAUGUGGAGGCAGAGAUGUGGAAGCCCACAGACAGCCGCAUCAACCUUCACAGAGCACACAAUGACGAUGUGGAGGAGGAGGAUGAAGACGAGGAGCAAAGCAAUACAAGGUUUUCCAGUGAUAUCAUGUUAUGUGUCAACCCACAAAUGAGAAACAUCACAGUGUCAUAAACAUAUUAGGAAUCAGUUUUAAUUCAGUCAGUCUUAAUAAAAAAAACAAUCAUUUUAUUUGAAAAGAAAGAUAAGCUCAUGAUUUUCUAAUGAAUAAAUAAUUCCAAAUGUA